AUGGCUGAAAUCCAAGGUGUGACUUUGGCGGAUUUGUGGCAUCAUCCCCUACUCAUGACAUGUAAUGAGAGAUAUUAUUUUCCGCAUGAAGCCUUGAUCGAAGUUAUGUGUGUGGAGAAUUGGGAGACUGACUAUGCAAAUUACACGGAGAAUCACAUCCCAUCUUACGGGAAAAGGAACAUCGAAACAACCAUUCAAAACUCCAAAUAUGCCAUAGCUUUUGAGUCUGUUUAUCAAGAAACAUAUCAGCGGGAAGAUGGUUAUCAAAAUAACGCUGUGGUAGAGCUUACUUAUUCGAAAAACAUAGUGGAUCGUAUCGGUAAAAAUUUGGCCAAGACCAAUCAAAAAUCUUUGACAAUGCAUGAAGUGGAACAAGAGCUUACUUCAUUGUUCCCGGAGCGACUUACAAAAUUAUAUAGUUUCUUUGUUGUUAAGAAAAAGAUUAGCAUGUCCUUCUUACAAAGUAGCAGAGUUUGA
Molecule: messenger RNA, 477 nt
Organism: Prunus armeniaca (apricot)
Lineage: Eukaryota; Viridiplantae; Streptophyta; Magnoliopsida; Rosales; Rosaceae
Source: the annotation of a GenBank genome assembly